Molecule: messenger RNA, 1503 nt
Organism: Letharia columbiana
Lineage: Eukaryota; Fungi; Ascomycota; Lecanoromycetes; Lecanorales; Parmeliaceae
Exons: 2
Coding region: 1-1503 (500 amino acids)
Source: RefSeq, a predicted model, not a curated record
AUGGGCCGCCAAGCUAUUUUCCUCUCAGACGAGAAGCCUGAGGACGUUGAAGGUUACCCAGAUUACUCGAAGAAUGACGAUAAGCUGAGACCCUCUGCAAAGUACUUUUCCGUAGGAUCUGAGACCGAAGCAUCCGCGUCUCCAAUCAGAGUGUUUGUGAAAUGGGCUCUUAUAUGCACUCUCAUUGUUCUGGCAAUGACCUUUACCUUGGAGCUUUUUGAACCCCAAAGCAGCAAGAGUCCUGCAUUCCAGCAUAGCUAUUAUGGCGAAAUACCCAAGACUUGUCCGGGCACCAAACAUAGGAAGACCUUGAGCUUCGACUUCAACAAGCCGACCGAAUUGGCGUUCGCGCAGGAAUCUCACGAUCCCAAACGCCAUGGCCCUGACUUCGGUUUCGUACGUACAGUCGGCAAAGUAGAAGUCCUCAAACAGGAUUCACUCUCGAAUGUCAGAAUCGCUCUUGAUAUCAGGAGCUCCGAUCCUCAGCUUACGAGCUCCGAGUCGUUGAGCGUUGUAAAGUCAGGCUCGGCUCUGACGGUCAAGACCCCAAGGAGGACGCCGAGAGAGUCAUCGUCAGCCGGUGGAGCUGAAUUGCCAUGCAUCUACGUAGCUGCAACUGUAUCGAUACCUCCAGGGACGACUCUUGAGAAUCUUGGAAUCAAGACCGAGACCCUGUCAGUUACAUUUUUUCCCGGGCUAGACUACGCCAUCACAAAUCGUACCGAGAUCAAUGCACACUCCGCUUCCUUGUCACUUGCAACAGACGAACCUCCAUCUAUCGUUAUCAAUUCCCGAGAGACAAGGAUACAUCUGAACUCCGGCUCAGUCACUGGUUCAUACCCUCUCUAUGACACCUUGGACAUCUCGACCACAUCAGGCUCCAUCGAUAUUGACGUCGAACCCAAAGAUGCCGAGGAAGGCAAUGUUCAACCUGCUGUUCUUCGCCUCUCCUCCCAGAGUGGCUCCAUCCGCGCCUUGACAUCCACAGUUUCGGUACCCGCUCGAGACUACCAAAUGACAGUCAAAUCGCUCAGCGGUAGUAUCGACGCUACACUUCUGCACGGAUCACGAACCUCAUUGCGGUCAAACAACGGACGCAUCAACGCAGAUCUAUAUCCCUACGGCCACAAUGACUCCCGUACAGAUAUCAACACGCAUUCCCAAAGCGGCAGUACCGAUAUCACUGUCCACUCAUCCCUCUCCCAUCCAAUCGAUCCGAUUAGGAAGCUCUACUCUGAACAUCAUGGCUUGUCGGGCAGUUUGAAUCUAUGGUAUCCAGCACAGUGGCAAGGGACGGUUAAGGGCAGUACUUUGAGUGGGGGUAUCGAUCUAGAUUGGGAUGGACUAAAAGUGGUUAAGGAUGAGAAGAGGGGCUGGGUUAAGAGGACGAUCGAGGCUGUCAGAGGAGAAGGGGAGAGUCAAUUGAUUUUCUCUGGCAGAUCGGGGAGGGUGAACUUGGGUGGAGAUAGUGGCGGAGGUGUAUUUGCUGGGAGGAAGGUUUGA